Molecule: messenger RNA, 2070 nt
Organism: Helobdella robusta
Lineage: Eukaryota; Metazoa; Annelida; Clitellata; Rhynchobdellida; Glossiphoniidae
Exons: 7
Coding region: 1-2070 (689 amino acids)
Source: RefSeq, a predicted model, not a curated record
AUGCCAACGACGAUUUUGACCCAACCUACACCACCAACACUUGCACAUGCUAAAAAGUUUCCAAAAUUUUUAAACCUUACUAAACGACAACUACUAGCUAAGUCGUUACUACCAGCAACACUGUUUCUGACGCUGCUGACACCGGUGUCUUCGAACGAAUACUGCACUGGGGACAUCUGUCUUUACUACAACCAGACUCGAGCAACAAGUUUAUCGGUAGCUAGAGAUUUUUGCCAGAAAAAUAGCUCUACACUGUUUGAUAUAUCAGACGAUAAAAUGCUGGUUAUUUCCAAUGAUAUGAAAAAUUAUUUUAGCGCCAUUUAUAUUGGAAAUUACUGGCUGAAUAUAGAAAGGAGUUUCCACAAGUGGUGCUGGUUGGAUGGGCUGGAAUUCAACUAUACUUUUGAGAAUGAUAACCAAUGCAGUCUUUGUACGAACGCUUUUGCAUACAACACGGGCGACCUUCUGAGGUUUGGGAAGGAGAAUUCCAACAAUAAAAACAAAUACAUAUGCAGGAAUGAGCUGAACCAAAUGAAACAGCCAACGUUCGGCGUUUUUUCCUGGUUCAACGCCCGAAAGAACUGCAUUGAAAGUGGAUCGGACUUGCCCGGCUUGAAUGAUUUGAAUAACUUGCUCACAUUACCAGCAAACUCAAAAGUUUGGGUGUUGGUCAGUCAAGCGUCAGAAAAUAAAGAACUCUUAUUGGACAGAUGGCAUAGCGGGCAACCGAUCGACCAAUCAAAUUGCGCCUAUUACAACGUAGACUCCAAUGAUUGGUGGUCGGCGGAUUGUUUUGGGGCUACACCCUAUUACGUGAAGAUUUGGAUAGCUUGCUUGGGCAGUCUUCUAGUACUGUCACUCAGCGCCAUCCUCCUUUGUGUUGGCAUAAAAUACUACAAGAAAAAAAUGAACAAAAAUAAAAAUGCUGACACACAAAAUGAUUUUGCCGGCGACGAUGAUAAUGACGAUAGCAAAAACAAAAUUAUUAAAAAUAAAAAAAUUUCUUGCAUGGAAAAACGCAACAAAAAAAUCCAAAUAAUCGAAAAUGACAUUAAUAGAAGUGAAACAUACGCAUCCAUUCACGCUAACGAAAAUGACAUUAAUAACAGCAGCAUGAAUAAUAAUAACAUCAACAUUGGUGAGGAUUCUAAAUCAGUCCCCAGCAACAGCAGUAGUAGUAGAAGCGGCUGUAGUAGAAACGGCUGUAGCAGCGGCUGUAGUAGCGGCUGUAGUAGCGGCUGUAGUAGCGGCGGCGGUAAAAACAACAUCAAAAAGGACAAAAAUGUCAACAUUGAAAGCCACAUUAACAGCCAUGCCAGUGACAGCAACAGCAAUGACAUUAACGUCUUCUACAAAGACAGCACCGCUGGCAACAAGAUAAUAAUUAACAACAGCAAGAUACAUUACAAUAGCGGGUCUAUCUAUACGAAUGAUGAUCUCAACUGUGAAACUUACGGCUACUACACUAUUGACGAGAAAAUUGAAUUGCAUUACGUGGGAAAGAGCGGAAACAAUAACAACAACAAAAACAUUAACAACAACAACAACAUGAGCCAUUAUAACAACAGAAAUGAAUUUAUAAUAAGCAGUAAUAGUAGCGCUCCUAAUAGCAGUAAAAACAUCAAGAAAAUUAACGUUUGUGAAUUCAUCAUACGUGAUAGCGAGGAUUCUGACAUCAACAACUUCAGCAACAACAACUGCAGCAGCAGCAACAACAACAACAAAAUCACCAACAUACAGGAAAUCAUCAUUCGAAAUAGCGAUGAUUCUAAUGGCAAUAAGAGCGUCAGACAUCAAAGUUUAUUCAAAGAAAUUAUUAUUCGUAACAGUAACAACAUCAUCAACAAACUCAGCUACAAAUUUAGUAAAAAUAAUUUCAAAGAUAGCAACAACAACAACAACAACAGCAACAACAACAACAAUAUCUACAACAACACUAACAGCAAUAAGAAGAAGAAGAAGAAGAAGAAAAAGAAGAAGAAAAAGGAAGAAGAAGAAAAAGAAGAAGAAGAUAAAGAAGAAGAAGGAAGAAGAAGAAGAAGUAGAAUGCAAUUUAGAAAUUACCACUAG